Molecule: messenger RNA, 733 nt
Organism: Postia placenta MAD-698-R-SB12
Lineage: Eukaryota; Fungi; Basidiomycota; Agaricomycetes; Polyporales; Adustoporiaceae
Exons: 4
Coding region: 244-450 (68 amino acids)
Source: RefSeq, a predicted model, not a curated record
CUGGGCUAAGUCGUUGGGUCGAGGUAUAUGUGCGUGCAAUUCUUGGAGCUGGAGAACAAUAAUGCAAUUGCCGGAGCUCGUAUCCUGAUGGGAGGUACCGAAGGCAUAGAGGGGUGAUUAUCGACGUCGUAUGAUGCUUUGAGGCUGGCAGGCCGGUCGAUAAUAACGAAGAGCGUUUGUUGGUCCAGAUGCGGAUCCGAGCACAACAGAGCAUUCCUCAGACGGGUCGUGAGGUGGGAAAUAAUGUGGGACAUAAUGGAACGGCUGAUGCUUGGUAUGUCGCCACAGAGCCAGUGGGUUAGCGCCCGUCGGGCGUCUGCAGAAGUCCUGUUCAGACUCAGAGAGGAGCGACACGGACUCGCAUCACCACCCCGGCCAGUGAUGGAGAGCGUCUUCUCAUGGGUGUGGAUUCUCGAAGGGCUUACAGAACCCGACGAGGGGACCAAAUAGGCAUUUGCGCGCACCAGCGGCCCCUAAUGCGGAUACGCUCGGACAAGGAUGCCCAAAUUCAUGCUGGUCUUAUCAUGGGAUAAUGACAGGCCUCGGUAUUGAUGACUGCGCCACCACCACUGCCUGUCAUGAUGCUGUGAGUAUGCAUACGGUUGUCAUAUCUUCGCCGCAGACAUGAGGCGUGCGAGGUCAAAGCGUCCCGCCACCAGGACGGUCUUGGAUCUGGGGCACUGUUGCGGUGCUCGCGUCCGCGGGGACGGGGCAUCUUCUCGACAUUCACCUG